AUGUCACCUCCUCGGAAUGCAGACGAGAUGCCCCGCACUGAGAGCUCUUCGACAGGAUCGAGCUUAGGUUUUUCAAAUUACGAAAUCACCAGCCCGAUAUCACGAUCGGUGACGGACCUUGAUAUUGGCGCCAUUUCGCGGAUCGCUUCCUCGACUUCCAUCCCAGGGCGACAGACAGAGGGCCGAGGGGCGGGGCUGCAUACAAUUGUAGAAGAUGACCCGGCGCUCGACCCGACCAGGAAGGAGUUUGAUCCCUACGAAUGGGCUCGCACCAAGCUCAACUUGCUGGACGAGGAAGGCGUUUUGCGCAAACAUGCAGGGGUUGUGUUUAAGAACCUCAACGUCUCCGGGUCUGGCGCGGCGCUACAGCUACAAGAAGUGGUGAGCUCGGCUCUGCUCGCUCCGUUUCGGCCAGCCAGCUACAGAGAUAUCAUACAUUCAGCGCCCAAGAGACAAAUUCUACAUGACUUUGACGGGGUGCUGAGAAGCGGCGAAAUGCUCAUGGUUCUCGGUCGACCGGGCAGCGGCUGCUCAACGUUCCAGAAGACAAUCUGCGGUGAGUUACAUGGGCUCAACUUGCAUCCAGACUCCGUUAUGCACUACAACGGGAUCCCCAUGAAAAAGAUGCAGGAAGAGUUUAAGGGGGAGUGUGUCUAUAAUCAGGAGGUGGAUAAGCAUUUUCCACACCUGACCGUUGGUGAAACACUGGAAUUCGCUGCAUCGGCCCGAACACCAUCUCAUCGGUUGUCGGGUGUGUCUCGCCAACAAUUUGUUAAGGAGACAACCCAAGUUGCUAUGGCAGUUCUGGGUCUUUUCCAUACAUACAACACCCGAGUUGGCGACGAUUAUAUUCGAGGAGUAUCUGGCGGAGAACGAAAGCGUGUCAGUAUCGCAGAGAUGGCCCGUAAGAUGCAACUCUUAUCCUGGGAAGUUGGGGAGGUGUUUACCCGGGGUCUAGACGCUGCCAGUGCUCUGGAAUUUGUGAAAGCACUGCGAAUCUCGGCCGAUCUAACCGGAAGUUGCCAUGCGGUAGCCACCUAUCAGGCAUCUCAAGCAAUUUAUGAUGUCUUCGAUAAGGUGAUUGUCUUGUAUGAAGGUCGCGAAAUAUACUUUGGGCCAUGCAUUCAGGCAGAAAGAUAUUUCUCUGAUAUGGGCUGGGAAAAUCCUCCUCGACAAACGGUUGGAGACUUUCUUACUUCCGUUACCAACCCUCACGAGCGCAAAGCCCGUGAAGGAAUGGAGGAUAGGGUUCCGCGAACUCCCAAAGAGUUUGAGAACUACUGGAAAAGAAGCCCUGAAUACGCUGCACUUCUAAAAGAUAUCAGACAGUACGAAAACGAAUAUCCCCUGGGAGGCCAGGGGCAAGAAGGUGUGACAGCCGGGAAGCGUAUGGAGCAGGCAAAGCACGUCCGACCAAAGAGUCCAUACCUCAUUUCGGUUCCAAUGCAACUCAAACUUUGCAUGAAACGGGCCUAUCAGAGGAUAUGGAAUGACAAAGCUUCCACGCUAACGGUGCUUGUUGGCCGAAUUGUUAUGUCCUUGGUGGUUGCGUCAAUAUUUUUCAACACCCCAGAUGCCACUGCUGGAUUCUUCGCCAAAGGCUCACUUCUCUUUUUUGCUACCCUACUCAAUGCGCUGAUCAGCGUGACGGAAAUCAAUUCCCUCUACGAUCAGCGUCCUAUAGUGGAGAAACAAGCUUCCUAUGCGUUUGUGCACCCUUUUGCAGAGGCCUUUGGGGGGAUCAUGGCCGACCUGCCCAUCAAGCUCGCGUCUGCAGUAUUGUUCAAUACAACGAUCUAUUUUCUUGGCAGUCUGCGCUAUACUGCAUCCCAAUUUUUCAUCUUCUUCCUCUUCAGCUUCAUGUCAACUAUGAUAAUGUCCGCCAUGUUCCGUACUUUGGCAGCAGUGACGCGAAGCGUUGCCCAGGCCAUGGCUUUGGCUGGACUCUUGAUCCUCAUGCUUGUCAUCUAUGCAGGGUUCGUGGUUCCUACGCCGGAGAUGCAUCCAUGGUUCUCCUGGUUACGAUGGCUAAAUCCACUUUUCUACACCUUCGAGAGUCUCAUUGCCAAUGAAUUUCAUGGGCAAAAUUUUACAUGCUCUCAGUUUAUUCCUGGAUAUCCAAGCUUAUCUGGUGAAGCCUUUAUCUGUUCUGUGCCUGGAUCUACGGCAGGGUCAAGAACUGUAUCUGGGGACUCCUUCAUCUACGCGCAGUAUCGCUACAGUCACCACCACGAAUGGAGAAAUCUCGGGAUACUAAUUGGUUUCUGGGCAUUCUUUACCUGCGCAUAUCUCCUUGCCACGGAGUUGAAUUCUGCCACGUCGUCAACAGCUGAAUUUCUUGUCUUCCGUCGAGGUCACGUUCCUUCCUACAUGCGACCAACUACUGAGGAUACAGAGAAGACUCAUACCCUCCAAACAACGGCACUGGAGCCGCUGGCAGAGGGCGACGAACCUAUUGAUUUUAGUAAAGUCAUGCCAGAGCAGCAGAGCAUCUUUACCUGGCGGGACCUCUGUUACGAUAUACCCGUCAAAGGAGGGCAACGCCGCCUUCUAGAUCAUGUUUGCGGUUGGGUGAAGCCAGGAACUCUCACAGCAUUGAUGGGCGUAUCUGGAGCAGGAAAAACCACAUUACUGGACGUCCUUGCCCAACGGGUGACUAUUGGGGUGGUCACUGGUGACAUGUUGGUUAACGGAUCUACUUUACCAGCAAGCUUUCAACGACAAACGGGGUACGUGCAGCAACAGGAUCUUCACCUCGCUACAUCUACUGUACGCGAGGCUUUGAGAUUUAGUGCAAUGCUUCGGCAGCCUAAGCACGUUUCCAAGGCAGAGAAAUAUGCCUACGUGGAUCAAGUCAUCACAAUGCUGAAUAUGAAUGACUUUGCGGAGGCUGUUGUUGGUAUACCGGGAGAAGGCCUGAAUGUGGAGCAGCGAAAACUCCUAACCAUCGGAGUCGAACUUGCGGCCAAGCCAAGACUCCUCUUAUUCCUUGAUGAGCCGACAAGCGGGCUAGAUUCUCAGAGGGGGAAACCUGUCUACUUCGGCGAGAUUGGGGAGCAGUCCAGAACAUUGCUGAGCUAUUUCGAGCGUAAUGGAGCAAGAUCGUGUGUUCCAUCAGAGAACCCUGCUGAAUACAUGCUGGAGAUUAUUGGCGCAGGCGCAUCUGGCCAUGCGACUAAAGACUGGCCGGUUGUUUGGAAAGAAAGUCCUGAAGCCCGUGAGGUGGAAGCCGAGUUAGAUCGCAUCCAUGCUACGGCAUCUGCUCCUAACGUUGGAACUGCAAUGAUCAAUGGAGAAUCAGACGACCAGGAAGAAUAUGCCAUGCCGCUCACCGCUCAGUUGUGGUGGGUUACUCGCCGUGUAUUUCAACAGUACUGGCGUGAGCCAGCCUACAUUGGGGCAAAGUUCAUGCUUGGUGUCGUGUCGGCUUUGUUCAUCGGGUUUUCCUACUUCAUCCCAGGACAAUCUAUCCAGGGGAUACAGAACCGACUAUUCAGUUCCUUCAUGUUGACUUCAAUUUUCUCCACUUUAGUCCAACAGAUAAUGCCGAAAUUUGUGACUCAGCGUUCUUUGUACGAGGUGCGGGAACGGCCAUCCAAAACUUAUUCAUGGGUGGCAUUUGUCGUCUCGAAUAUCGUCGUGGAAAUUCCAUACCAGAUCUUCCUAGGAGUCCUCGUCUGGGCGAGCUACUAUUAUCCCAUCUACGGGGCCAACCAGAGCUCGGAUAAACAGGGACUGAUGUUGAUGCUUGUUGUUCAAUUCUUCCUUUUCACCUCGACCUACGCAGACCUGGUGAUCUCCGCCUUGCCAGAUGCCGAAACUGCAGGGACCGUUGCGACAUUGUCUUUUGCCCUCAUUCUAACGUUCAACGGAGUCAUGCAGAGUCCGACCGCCCUUCCUGGAUUCUGGAUUUUCAUGUACCGUGUCUCGCCUCUGACAUAUUUGAUCGCGGGAAUGUGCGGUAAUGCACUGCACGGACAGCCGAUUCAAUGCUCUAGCGGAGAGCUUAGUGUAUUUUCUCCGCCUCAAGGCCAAACCUGCGGUCAAUACCUUGCGGAUUGGAUGAGUGUAUCUCCGGGUCAGCUCAACAACCCGUCUGCUGUGACGGAUUGCGAAUUUUGCGCAUUCGCCACCGCAGACCAGUACCUGUCCUUGAGCAAAAUCUACUACAGUCAACGCUGGCGCAACUUUGCAAUCGGCUGGGCUUAUAUUGGGUUUAACAUUGCAGGAGCUACAAUCCUGUACUAUAUUUUCCGUAUUGUUGAGAAGAAGAUCGGGAAGAGUCCCGCAAGAGAAGAAGGCCGAGAACAACCGGGUCCUCUGACAUCGUUACUUGGUGUGCGGUUCAAAGGUGGUGGUUCACCAAAGUCGAAAUACGGACACCAUGGUGUUCAGUGA
Messenger RNA from Penicillium daleae, 4398 nucleotides. RefSeq lists its product as uncharacterized. Gene Ontology annotation, cellular component: membrane. Gene Ontology annotation, biological process: transmembrane transport. The record is from RefSeq and is a predicted model, not a curated record. Bases 1 to 4398 code for a protein of 1465 amino acids. NCBI's taxonomy places the organism in Eukaryota, Fungi, Ascomycota, Eurotiomycetes, Eurotiales, Aspergillaceae. Gene Ontology annotation, molecular function: ATP hydrolysis activity; ATP binding; ABC-type transporter activity. The transcript has 15 exons.